CUCGUAAGUCUUGCGAGGAGAGGAUCUGAACUCAUACAGAGAAACCCAGACUCCAUUGCUGAGUUGAUCAGAUUUCACAUCUAAACCCUACUCUGUUUUCACAUUCUUCCCCAUUUUCUUGAGAGAGAAAGAAUGGGACUCUUCACCUACACCUUAGCCGGUGGCGGCUUCAUCCUCAUCGGCGCUUGGGAAUCUCUCAUCUCAUCAUCUAUCGAAACCCAGGAGAAGAAAACGACGAAGACGAACUCUUCUUCUUUUUCAUCAUCCAUAACCCUAUUCGCAGUCUCUCUCCUAUCUUUGUUCUUCAUCUUAAACUCAAUCGUCUCCUUAAUCGACGCUUUCAAUUCCCAAGAUCAAACCGGUUUGGUCCUCCAGCUAGAGGUAAUAGCAAUCGCUUCCCUUUUCUUUCUCUACUCUGUUCUCGGUCUCAUGACCCAUUUCACAAAUUCGAUCCUUUUACCCUCUUCAAUCCUCAAUUUACUCUGUCUAUUCGCUUUCGUUGAAGAAUUUCUCUUGUUUUACCUCCAAAGAAAAGACCCAAGUGGAAUCGAGAACCGUUACUUCGAUCUCGCGCUUGUUCCGAUCGGGGUUUGUGUUUUUUCAACAAUUCUCGAAUUGAAAACCCCAAAAUCGAGAUUUUUAAGGUUGGGUCGUGGAAUUGGGUUGAUUUCGCAAGGGACUUGGCUUGUUCAAAUGGGUUUUUCGUUUUAUUCUAAUGCCAUGGCUAAUGGGUGUUCUUUACAUGAGAAAAGCAGAGGAAAUUAUACGAUUAAGUGUAAGGGACACCCCGAUUAUCACCGGGGUAGAGCGAUCGCCACGCUUCAAUUUAAUUGUCAUCUUGCUUUCCUUGUGGCGUUGAUUGUUGGGGUGUACUCAAUUGUUUGUAAAAAGACUGGCAUUGGUGGUGAUUUCACACAGUAUAGGCCGAUUGGAGCGGAAAUGCAACAAUUGGAUAGCCAAGCUCAAUUUACUUUGGAUUCUGAUGAUGACAAUGAGGAUGGGAUUAAAGAAGAGAGGAAUGUGGCAGCAGACCAGAGGGCUAUUGUAGUGGUUACUGAGCCAGGGAUUAAUGGUUAUGGUUCUCAUUAAUGAGACUAACAAUACCUUUCUCGUUGUGCGUGGCAACGCGAGCGAGGGGGAUGAAGUACAUGUUAUAUAAAGGCGUUAACAGGAUUAUGGACACUGUGAUCACACUCUGUAGCAUAGCCGGUGGGAUUUUGAAGUUGCUCCCAAUGUUUCUCUGCAUUGUCACACCUUGUUUUGUAAAGAAUGUCAUGGGCUUUUGGAAAAUCACUGCAAACAUUAGAAGUGUAGUCCAUGUAGGUAAGAGGUGCAAUAUGACUUUCGCGAUUUCAGGCAGGUGAAUGCCAGUGUUAGAGCUCUUGUCUACGCCCUCGCUGCCAUCAAGAUCUUGGUGACACAGCGGUUUUUCUUCUUCAAGCCUAUAGACAGAUUAAAAGUUCCAUCAUUAAUACUAAUUCAAUUUAGAAUC
Molecule: messenger RNA, 1492 nt
Organism: Camellia sinensis
Lineage: Eukaryota; Viridiplantae; Streptophyta; Magnoliopsida; Ericales; Theaceae
Product: plant viral-response family protein (DUF716)
Source: RefSeq, a predicted model, not a curated record